AUGGCACAUAAGCUCGAGUCGGUCACAGCUGGAUCCGCCUUAUCAUCAGGGGCCAGCAUCGCAGGGAGUGUCACGAGUAUGCGAAGUGUGGUUUCGUUCUCUUCAGUCAGGACGAACUUUGAAGUCACCCUGAGAAAUAGUCGGAUAUACAGGCGGGCACUAGUAGAGCGCGUAAAUAAGCCCAGGCCGCCAGCCGAACAAGCCUCCGCUCCAUCAAUUCAACAAUCAUGGUCGGUACUCUCAGGCAUCAGCCUUUCUGAAGUAUCAAACUAUUCUGUUUACUCUUUGCCUAUCUCUCCGCAAGAACUCUAUAAUCCAACUUGGUACACAACAUCCGCCCAGGUUGUCACGCUUCAGCCCAAUACGCCCGAACUCCCAAGCUUGCUCACGGCAACUUUCGCAGAGAGCCUCAAGAUUGCUCUGAAGCACAAGGAUAUGGAGACUGCAAAGACCAUUGCCAACUACAUACCCUGGAACGUCGUCCUGCGAAUGAGUGCAGUAUACCCCACACUCGUAGCUUCGAAGAGCCUUGAGAACGUACUUGAUAGUUUAACUCUUUUCAAAUGGUGGCUGAAGUGUGGAGGUGACAUAAAAGUCAAGGAUCAGGAUGGUCGAACCGCCAUCAUGAAAGGGGUGAAAGAUGAAAAUUGGAGGGUUCUUGAUCUCCUUAUCCCAAAUGGGCUAAAUAUCCACUCGCCAGCAUCCCCACUUCAUAUUGUGUCGGGAGGGGAGGGUAAGGACUUUGUGCUUGGGCUUUAUCAAGAUAUCAAAGCGAAAGAUAAAGUAGAGACAACCCCGAUGGAUUGCGGUUUGGGGGGUAAGCGUGCGUUUGUGGCUAAGGUCCUUCUUGAGCUUGGACUAAAUAUCAACGCCCGAGACAUUGGAGAGGGGACCGCACUCCAUGAGGCUUGCUUGAACGGACAUGGGGAGGUGGUAGAGGUUCUGCUUAGCCACGGUGCAGAUAUCGAAGCCAAGGAUAGGCAAGGCGGUAGCGCACUCCAUGUCGCUUGCAGGAACGGACAUCGGGAGGUGGUAGAGGUUCUGCUUAGCCACGGGGCUGAUGUAAAUGCCGAGAAUGAGCAGGGCGAGAGCGCACUCCAUCACGCUUGCUGGAACGGAGAUCGGGAGAUGGUAGAGGUUCUGCUUAGCCACGGGGCUGAUGUAAAUGCCGAGAAUGGGCAGGGCGAGAGCGCACUCCAUGACGCUUGCUGGAACGGACAUCGGGAGGUGGUAGAGGUUCUGCUUAGUCACGGGGCAGAUAUCGAAGCCCAGGAUAGGCAAGGCGAUAGCGCACUCCAUGUCGCUUGCAGGAACGGACAUCGGGAGGUGGUAGAGGUACUGCUUAGCCACGGCGCAGAUAUCGAAGCCAAGGAUAGGCAAGGCAAUAGCGCACUCCAUGACGCUUGCAGGAACGGACAUCGGGAGGUGGUAGAGGUUCUGCUUAGCCACGGUGCAGAUAUCAAAGCCAGGAAUGAUGCUGGGGCGGCGGCGCUCCAUCGCGCUUCCUUCGGCGGAUAUCGGGAGGUGGUACAGGUUCUGCUUAGCCACGGGGUGGAUAUAGAGGCCAAGGAUAGGCAAGGCCAUAGCGCACUCCAUCACGCUUCCUGGAAAGGACAUUGGGUGGUGGUAGAGGUUCUGCUUAGCCACGGCGCAAAUAUCGAAGCCAAGGAUAGGCAAGGCGAUAGCGCACUCCAUGUCGCUUGCGGGGACAGAAAACCAGAGGUGGUAGAGGUUCUGCUUCGCCACGGUGCAGAUAUCAAAGCUAAGAAUGAUGCUGGGGCGGCGGCACUCCAUCGCGCUUGCUUGAUCGCACAUCGGGAGGUGGUAGAGGUUCUGCUUCGCCACGGUGCAGAUAUCAAAGCCAAGAAUGAUGCUGGGGCGGCGGCGCUCCAUCGCGCUUGCUUGAACGGACAUCGGGAGGUGGUAGAGGUUCUGCUUAGCCACGGGGCGGAUAUAGAGGCCAAGGAUAGGCAAGGCUAUAGCGCACUCCAUCGCGCUUGCUGGAACGGACAUCGGGAGGUGGUAGAGGUACUGCUUAGCCACGGGGCGGAUAUCGAAGCCAUGAAUAACGCAAGGAUGACGGCACUUGGCUGCGCUUACUCGAAGGGACACGGGUCAGUGGUUGAGAUGCUGCUUAGCCACGAGUCAAAUAUAAAGUCCAAGUAA
Messenger RNA from Morchella importuna, 2166 nucleotides. RefSeq lists its product as uncharacterized. Lineage: Eukaryota; Fungi; Ascomycota; Pezizomycetes; Pezizales; Morchellaceae. Bases 1 to 2166 code for a protein of 721 amino acids. The record is from RefSeq and is a predicted model, not a curated record. The transcript has a single exon. Gene Ontology annotation, molecular function: protein binding.